This is a messenger RNA of Plectropomus leopardus (leopard coralgrouper), 3239 nucleotides long. Its product is annotated as equilibrative nucleoside transporter 1-like. Gene Ontology annotation, molecular function: nucleoside transmembrane transporter activity. The record is from RefSeq and is a predicted model, not a curated record. Gene Ontology annotation, biological process: uridine transmembrane transport. NCBI's taxonomy places the organism in Eukaryota, Metazoa, Chordata, Actinopteri, Perciformes, Serranidae. Gene Ontology annotation, cellular component: plasma membrane.
AAGAGACACGACAAAAACAGACGAAUGCAUGCAUGAACGUUGUUGCCUAUGAAGCGACGUGCUGCUCACAUGUGAGGGCAUCGCAGGCCGAUUGCAUGACGACCUGGCACCACCCUGAUCAAAUCCUGACUGAGCACGUGCCUCUAACUGCCUAACAAGAAACAUGACGGCCAUCAACGCACCUCAGGACAAAUACAAAGCAGUAUGGAUCAUUUUCUUCAUCCUGGGCUUGGGAACCCUCUUACCAUGGAAUUUCUUCAUGACGGCAACAAUGUACUUCACAAGUCGGCUGAAGGAGUCACCUGCGGACCUCUCGCCCAAUCAGACAAUAAAUAAGACGAUGGAGGGAGGAGAUACACGCACUGUGCUGGAGGCAAAGUUUAACAGCCUGAUGACACUCUGCGCCAUGGUGCCUCUGCUCAUUUUCACCUGCCUCAACUCCUUCCUGCACCAGAGGAUUCCUCAGAAGCUUCGAAUCUCUGGCAGCCUGGGGGUCAUCCUGGUGGUUUUCCUGUUGACGGCCGUGCUCGUCAAGGUGGACAUGGCCCCCCUGCCCUUCUUCACCCUCACUAUGAUCAAAAUCAUCUGCAUCAACUCUUUCGGGGCGAUUCUUCAGGGCAGUCUGUUCGGGCUGGCAGGGAUCUUGCCUGCCUCUUACACCACUCCCAUCAUGAGUGGACAGGGAUUGGCCGGCGCCUUCGCUGCUUUCUCCAUGAUCUGCGCUCUGGCCAGUGGGUCGGCCCUGCAGGACAGCGCUUUUGGUUACUUCAUCACAGCGUGUGUUGUUAUUCUCCUGGCCAUACUGUCCUACCUCGCUCUGCCCAGGAUGGAGUUUUUCCAGUACUACAUGGAGAGUAAUGUAUCCAGACCCGCUGCUGAUGCCGAGAACAAGAUGGACUUACUUAAUAAAGAUGGUUCAGGAGAGAAGCGACCGGUGGUGAGUCUGAUGGAGGACGAGUCAAAACCCACCGUGUCUGUGUUUAACAUCUUCAAACAGAUCUGGGUGAUAGCUCUGUCAGUGUGCUUCAUCUUCACCGUCACUAUUGGCACAUUCCCAGCCGUAACAGUGGAGGUGAAGUCGAUGGUAGCAAAUGGAGGUGCCUGGGAAACUUACUUCAUCCCUGUGUCAUGUUUCCUCCUCUUUAACUUGAUGGACUGGGCCGGCAGGAGUCUGACGGCCGUCUGUAUGUGGCCGGGUAAAGACAGUAUGUGGCUUCCCGUCCUGGUGGGCAUGCGGAUCAUCUUCGUCCCUCUCUUCAUGCUGUGCAACGUCCAGCCUCGUCGCUACCUCCCUGUGUUGUUUGCCCACGACGCCUGGUACAUCAUCUUCAUGAUCUUCUUCUCCUUCUCCAACGGAUACCUGGCCAGUCUCUGCAUGUGUUUCGGACCCAAGAAGGUUUCGCAGCAUGAGGCAGAGACGGCGGGGGCCAUCAUGGCCUUCUUCUUGUCCCUCGGUUUGGCGCUGGGCGCUGCAGCCUCAUUUGCUACAACGGCCAUGAUCUAAAAUCUCCAGCAGAACCUUCAGUAGACGUAGAUUAGACGACCCCGCCCUCCAACGCUCUGCCUGUCUUUACCUGUCAGGGGAGAACCUGCUUCUCCACAACAAUCUCCGAUGGAGCAGAGACGGCACAGAAGACUAGAGGACUUUAGUCUUCUCCAGUGUACAGUAGAAACUUGUCUCAUCCAGCCAGCAAUGUAAGCUGAAACGUUACUGAAUAUUUGUUUUCCUUCAAACUCAGCAGCACCGUGUGAACUUGAUGCCAUCGAUCAAACAGGUUUGCUCCCUGAGAUGAAUUGAAAAGCAGAGUGCAACUCGACGAGCAAAACUAAACCAAAAGUGUAUAAAAAUCAGCUGUAGUGGACGCGUCAUGAAGAAGACGACAUUCUUCAAGGUUUUACAUUUUCCCUGAUAUCACAAAUCUUGAGUCCGAGCAGAUUUAAUGAAGACGGUCUGCACACAAAGCAACUUAGAGCCUCAUUCAUAAAGUGUUCUUUUUUUUCUUUUUCACAAAAUUGUUUGAAGAAAUGAUAGUGUUAGAUGGCGAUAAUGUUUUUUGAUGUUAUGUAAAGUCCUCACACUUCCUUUAGAUCAGUCACAAUCCUUAGAAAUCAUAAGCAAAUUAAGGGGUGUGUCAAUAAAGUCUUACAUUUUAUUAUGAGGCUCUUAGAUUCUGGUGCUCAGACCGUCAACAUUAACUAGUAAAUUUAACCAUUCGUUUGUAAACUGAUCCUCAAUGAGACUUUGUUUGUUUUUUUUUAAUGACUUCACUCUGAACUUUUGCAGCUCUUUAACUCUGAUCAGGCCAAAUACAUGAAGACAACAUGGGAAAAUUAUGAACUUUGAAGGGAGGUCACGACCCGUUACGUGGCUAAUUAAUGUGCCGUGUGUGAGUCAAUUUGCUCCCCGGCGAGUUACUUACAGUCAUGACCCGGGUCAUAGUGAUUUUAAUGUCCUCAUGACAAAUCGAUAAAUUGUAAGAGAAUGUAAGGACUGACCGAAUCCUAAAGACAAUGUUUUAAUCAGUAACCUGGGCCACUAACAGCUGUAUUUUCGUUGUCUUAGAGAGCGAUGUUUGUUUGUAGUUUUAGAUAAAGUUGUACCUGCGUGAGUGUUUUUGGUUUUAUCUGAAAACAUCACUUCAGUUUUUCUCAAUUCAACAGACAGAAACAGAAGUUAUGUUUUCAGUCUAGAUUUUCAAACCACAUGUUAAAGGUUUUACCGUUCCUGUGUCUUCCUGAUAAACACAUUUUGCCACAAUUUAUUUUUUUGAACGCAGCAAAAAGAAAAAUUCAUUAGUGACAGAAGAAAUGCCAUUUGUAUGUGAGAUUAGACGACUUUUUAAAUGUCAUUGUUUGGAUUUCUGGAGCCGGACACAUUUCUCACUGAAACAUGUUCUCAUGGAAGUUAAGUUUUCAUCAGAAGUAGUUUUUAAGUGUGCGUUUCUUGUUUAUGAAUGGCGAGGAGAUAAAAGGCUUCUGUGCCUCUCAGUGUUAUAUUGUUGUGGCCUUUUACAUUUUUUUUUUAAGUCUGUUUUACACAUUAUUAUUAUUAUUAUUGAUCUAAUUACCACCUGUGUACAUUGUAACUGCUUGUUUGUUUAAAAGCACAACAUUGGUCCGUUCCUCCGCACUUUGUAUUUUGGUUGGUAUGGAAGGCGUGGACCACUAAAAUGUUACUUGUAUACUUGUAUUUCAGCUUCCAACAGUUCAGUGAUGAAAUAAACCUGUAUUUUUAAGGA